Messenger RNA from Peromyscus maniculatus bairdii (prairie deer mouse), 1890 nucleotides. RefSeq names its product heparan sulfate-glucosamine 3-sulfotransferase 2 (gene Hs3st2). Gene Ontology annotation, molecular function: [heparan sulfate]-glucosamine 3-sulfotransferase activity. The record is from RefSeq and is a predicted model, not a curated record. NCBI's taxonomy places the organism in Eukaryota, Metazoa, Chordata, Mammalia, Rodentia, Cricetidae.
GCAGGUGCCACCUCUGAAACCAUGACCCCCGGCGCGGGCCCAUGGAGCUAUGGCCUAUAGGGUCCUGGGCCGCGCUGGGCCACCUCAGCCGCGGAGGGCGCGCAGGCUGCUCUUCGCCUUCACGCUGUCCUUGUCCUGCACUUACCUGUGUUACAGCUUCCUGUGCUGCUGCGACGGCCUGGGCCAGAGCCGCCUGCUCGGCGCGCCGCGCUGCCUCCGCAGCCCCAGCGCAAGCGGCCAGAAACUUCUGGCGAAGUCCCGCCCGUGUGAUCCCCCGGGGCCGACGCCCAGUGAGCCCAGCGCUCCCAGCGCGCCCGCGGCAGCCGCGCCAGCACCGCGCCUCUCCGGGUCCAAUCACUCCGGCUCACCGAAGCUGGGUACUAAACGGCUGCCCCAAGCCCUCAUUGUGGGCGUCAAGAAAGGGGGAACCCGGGCGGUGCUGGAGUUUAUCCGUGUGCACCCGGACGUGCGGGCCUUGGGUACCGAGCCCCACUUCUUCGACAGGAACUACGGCCGAGGGCUAGACUGGUACAGGAGCCUGAUGCCCAGGACCUCGGAGACCCAGAUCACACUAGAGAAGACGCCCAGCUAUUUCGUCACUCAAGAAGCCCCCCGACGGAUCUUCAACAUGUCACGAGACACCAAGCUGAUUGUGGUGGUGCGGAACCCGGUGACCCGCGCCAUCUCUGAUUACACGCAGACACUUUCCAAGAAGCCGGACAUCCCCACCUUCGAGGGCCUGUCCUUCCGAAAUCGCAGCCUCGGCCUAGUGGAUGUGUCUUGGAAUGCCAUCCGCAUCGGCAUGUACGCACUGCACCUGGAGAGCUGGCUGCAGUACUUCCCGCUGGCCCAGAUCCACUUCGUCAGUGGCGAGCGGCUCAUCACUGAUCCGGCUGGUGAGAUGGGGCGCAUCCAGGAUUUCCUGGGCAUCAAGCGAUUCAUCACAGACAAACACUUCUACUUCAACAAGACCAAAGGAUUCCCUUGCUUGAAAAAACCAGAGUCGACACUCCUGCCACGAUGCCUGGGCAAAUCAAAAGGGAGAACUCAUGUACAGAUCGACCCUGAAGUCAUAGACCAGCUCCGGGAAUUUUAUAGACCUUAUAAUAUUAAAUUUUAUGAAACCGUUGGGCAGGACUUCCGGUGGGAGUGACUCUCCGAGGAACAAGGGCUCUUAUCUCUCCCAUGAGGUUUGCUCCCAGAGACCCUGAUCCUCAACUCCAGCCCCUCUUCCCAUCUUGAACCCUAUGAUGGAUCAUCUUGGAACCAGAAAGCUGAGUAAAGGCCAAGAGACCGGCGGUCCCUGCUCUGUCCAGGAAAAGUCUACCUGCUUCUAGCAUACCCAUUCAGUUCUAGAAUCGGCUCCCUCCCACCCAUGAGAGGCCUUGGGGAAUUGCUGUAAGAAGAGUGGGUCUCCCAAUGUUAGGGGAUAUUCUGAGUGGAGAUGGUUCUGUUGCUGUGAGAACAUCAGUCCAUCCCAUCACUGUGCACUCAGUGGUGGACUUCUUAAUUCCAUGUGGCAUGUACCUUCCCUCUGAGCUUAAUUUCCCCCAGCAGCCCUGAGUGGUAGGAUAGGAGAACGCCCUCCACCCUCCUCAGAAUGCAGCAGCUCAUCAACAGUAUGCAGAGCCAAAAACACCUCUCUGGCCACUCCAGGAGACAGACUCUGUGAUGAUGAAACAAGCCAGUGACUUCAAAGCCUGUGGUCUCCACUGUGCCUGGAGGAUGCUGUCUUUGAAAAGCACUCUGUGACUCUCUCUCCCUGCUCCCUGUGGACAAAAGCACAUAAUUCUGCUGUUACGGGUACUUUCUUCACACGAGCUUUCAUGUUCAACAUGCACGGAAUCAUGCUUGUCCAUGUGAAAUAAAUAUGGCUCUCUCGUGUCCUUA